Molecule: messenger RNA, 3933 nt
Organism: Cottoperca gobio
Lineage: Eukaryota; Metazoa; Chordata; Actinopteri; Perciformes; Bovichtidae
Gene: mis18bp1
Product: MIS18 binding protein 1
Exons: 16
Coding region: 147-3470 (1107 amino acids)
Cellular component (GO): chromosome, centromeric region
Source: RefSeq, a predicted model, not a curated record
GACGUUUUGUUUUGGCUGUACGUCACAGGGUUCUAACCAGUAACCAAACGCGGUGGUGGUGGUGAUAAGAAAUUUGAAAUUUGCAGGCUAGCGAGCUAGCCGCUAGCAUACGCUUCGGAUGCUCUUUUAUUAUUUCCCCCAAAACCAUGGCGUCGUAUCAACAUAUAUUACAGCACACAAAGGCGCGGUUUGAAUCUCCUGCCAAGGUGUUUGCUAAACUAAAGUCCAAAGUGCAGAGAGAAGAGAUAUGCGCGAAUGAGUGGACCUAUACAGGCAAGGAGCCGCUACGUAGCGUUAGAGAGAAACAUGGAGGCGUUUUUAAGUCGCCCAGGAAGAGAUCGGAGAGCACCUGGCUGACCGAAGACUUUAAGAAGAUUCAGAGGUCUGGUUCUUAUCGCAACGAAGCGCAGGCCUUGACUCUCUCUCCGAUAUCGAGUCCUCAGAAAACCUUCGUGUACACGUCUUCAGACAUUAGCAGCAAGCGUGUGGAGCAAGUGCCUCCUGUGACAGAAAUAGGAUAUGGAUGCACACCAAAAAAGGGAGCUUUCCUGGAGUCAACAGCUCUGAUUAACAAACAGCAGAUCCACACAGAAGCGCCUCAGAUCAGAGACUCUGCUGGUUUCAGGGUGUCCAGCAGGACUCCAGUGAAGAUACAGCAAGUGGAAAAUGACUAUGAAAGCAGUGUGUUUGAGGAGGGGUGUGCUCCUCUGCACAAACUGAUGCCACCACCCUAUAUGGUGUCCCCCAGGAGGAAGAGGUUGAAGAAGAGCAAAUGGGAGUCACAGGAGUUUAACAAAGUCAGUAGCAGUACAAGGGAGGGCAGCAAUGAAUCCAUAAGUCAGCCACAACAAGAAAGGAAAACCUCCAGUGCUUUCAGUGAGGACAACAGCACUUACAUGGAGGAUUUGGAUAAUGUUAGAGGAUUCUCUGCUGACAUAUCAGAAAUUAACCAGUUCUCUUGUCAACCCAUGUUCCUAACCCCACAGCAUUCCAUCAAAUUGAAACGUUGCUUUGUUGCUGUGGAAAAAUGUCCUCCAAUGUCUCCAGCCAAGAUGUUUGCUUACAUGAAGAAAAUGGAAUGUAAAACUGAGCAGCAGGAAGCGCAUAAAGUUAACAGCAGCACAAGGGACCUCUUUGAUGGAGGUCAUCUCCAUCAAUCCAGAGACAUGCCUCCCUCUACAGCUCACAACAUCGGUGAGAUGGAGGACAUUUCUUUCAAAGAUGUUUCAGAAAGUAUGGUUUCUUUCAACUUGUCCAGAGUAGCGUCAGCUGACAGCCAAUCAGACACAGAGCCCCCUGAGUGCUUCCAGAGUCCCGCUUUGUCCCCACAACCUGUUUUGCACGAAGACCCGGUUGUACUCAAUACACCACGGAUCUCCAUACCGAAGAAACAAGAGGCUGUGUUCAAGCGAAAUAAUUGGCCGCAGCGCACCAAAUUCCCAAGUGAGAGUGUCAUUUAUCUCAAAAAGUGGUUCCUGAGGAAGAAUCAUAAGGGCCUGUUUGUUGAUGGAAUCCACCGGGACGACAACAUACCGUGGAACAGUAACAUCAUUGUGGACAGGGUUUCUAACUGUGUGGUGAAGACCGUCUCGGGCAGGGUUUAUAUCUUGGUUGGCAAGAUGAACAUAAACAUUUGUUCUGAGUUUCCCAAGUGGCUUUUGAAGAAGUUUGCUAAUGGUUUUCCUUCAGACUGGGAGGCACUUUAUGAGAGGUUUCUGUCGGAGUCAAGAUGCAGAGGAACAGAGAGGUGCAAUGAGGGGAGAAGCGUCUUAGCGAAGACAAAUCCUGAGUUAUCCUCUAUCCGUUCUGUGAAGCGGCACAGGCAAAAGUUCUUGAAGAUGCCUGACGCCUGUUCUCCUGCCCUCUUGACUCAUCCAAAAGUGUCCCGAAGUGGUCGCAUGCUCAAGCCACCUCUGGAGUAUUGGAAAGGAGGGAGAGUCAUUCUGGACGCAGACAUGAAUGUUACCAUCCAUGAAUGUUAUGAUACCUCCAUCUGCAUCCCUGUCACUACAACGAUGUCUACGAGGACGUCACAGAAGCCUGCCCGUGUGUUCCUGCCCUGCAGUGAAGGCCGUAAGCAAUGUGAAUCAGCCAACAACGAAGAGGCAUCAGUACCACUGAGGAAGGUCAAGGCUUCACUCAGCAGACGUAACAGAUCCAAGGUUAAGCCCAAAGAGAAGCCCUCUUAUUCACCUGAACCUGCUGUGGAGACACUUAGCAGCCCCGAGGAGUGUUCUGUCAGACCAACAAUGUCCAACCGAAAGCGAAAAGUUGCCGAGAGAACAUCAUUUGUGGACACUGUCCCUCAAAAACAAAGUGAACCUGAAAAGUCUUCAUCAUGGAGGUCAAAAAAAGAGACUCAUGACACCAUAAGGUCUUCAGUGAGACUCUUGGGUAAGAAACGGGCUGUCAGAGCCUCCCCAGAAUCUGGUAAUAGAAUAUCAUCAUCAUCACAGGAUGAGUUGAUUGGAAGUAAGAAGACGGGGAAAGAGGAGCAAAGGAAGAGCAGCAGGAUGGUUAUCAAGAAGUUAUAUCCAAACAUGUUUCCAUCAGAUGAUCCAUUGAUGUCCUCUGAGGAGGAACUGGGGAAUAGAACCAGAGUAACACUAAAAAAACAUAAACAGCACAGAUGCACCAAGUCACCAUCACCCACAUUGCCUUUGCCUAAGUUGACAGAAUACAGCAAGAAAAAACCCACGGCACACAAAGGCAACGCAUCGAUUCCAGCAGACGAGUGGACAGAUGCUGAGCUCAUGAAGCUACAAGAUGCUGUGUCCUACUAUCCUAAGCACAUGGCAGGGUACUGGGCGAAGGUGGCGAGGAUGGUUGGAACACGUUCUGCAGAAGAGUGCCACUUCCAGCACACAUCCCGGGGAACCUCCCAGACUCCUGCUAAGACGGCCAAGAAACCCAGGAAGGAAAAAGUGAAAGCACCAGAACAUCCAGUUACAGAUCAUCCGAUCAUAUCUGCCGGAGUGGGAACCUUUAAGAGGAAGCAGCAGGUGCGUCAGUUCCUGGAGGCCAUGCCCAGAGAAGAUGUAGAGGAUGUUUUCAGCUCAGCGUACAUGCAGAAGAAACGCUUUGAGGUUCCCUCCCUGUGUCAGAGUGACCAAGACUUCACGUUGUCAGAGAUGGAGCAACUGAGCCCCAUGUCGACAGGUUUCCCAGAAGUGAAGACUCCCCAGUGUCUGCAUAUCAGUCCUGGCAUGAUGGGUUCGCCAAACAGGACCAAUAAUGACAAGUACGUCUAUCGACUCCAGAAGAGGAUGAAAAAAAAUCAGUUUGACGUCUGCAAACAGUCUCCUUCUUCAAAGAUCUUCACACCAACCGUGAAACGAACUAUGAGAAGAUGUGAUAACACAGAAAAUGACACCUUUGUCGUUUGGGAGAUGUUGCCAGGAAACGAUGGCUUGCUGUCUGAAAGCGACGAGGAAGAGGAUUUUUACUUCUCGGACAACGACCAGAGCUGAAACAUCAUGUCGUUUAAGAACCAAAUCUAAAAUAGAUCGGCUGAAUUCAAAUCCAAUGACUCCAGUAGAGAUGUGACUUUUUUCCUUGUUUAACCAAUCACAUUUGAACAAUAAAACAGUUGCAAUCUUCGUCCCAUCUUUCACAUGUAAUAGUUGAAUGUUGUUUUUUUUCGUCACCUUGGGUUUUGAUCUUUUUAGUGUGAAACAAACACUGGACAAAGAAAUGGAUUUGAAGCAUAACCUGCAAAGCAAAAUGAAACAAUUUUUUUGUGUUGACACAAUGUGGCCUGUUGUACAGCUAAGAAUAAUAGUUGAGAAUUGUUUUACAAUUUUAAAAUGCAACAUACUGUCAAAAUCAGACUGCUGUGUUCCAGUCUGUACCUGUAAAUAUAGUUAUUGUUUAAAGUCCUAAUCCCCAGAGUCAGUUGUAAGUAUUCUUUUAAUAAACAUUCUUAAGUUCGUA